This is a messenger RNA of Blepharisma stoltei, 1741 nucleotides long. Lineage: Eukaryota; Ciliophora; Heterotrichea; Heterotrichida; Blepharismidae. The record is from the annotation of a GenBank genome assembly.
AUGGCAAGGCAGUUUAAUCCUCAUACUCUCGAUUUAUUUACAAAACUUGGGGCCAGUCCUGAUCUUAAUUUAGGAUUAGGAUUAUUAAAGACAGGCGAUAGCCAUAUUGGUAGCGCAGUCAAAAAGACCUCACAUUUAUGAGGUUCUCAUUUUACGAUGGACUACCCACUAGGUAUAGCCAUAGCCGUAUAAUCAGCCUCUUCCUUGCCUAAAGGCUUCAUUCUUGAGUGGGAGGCUUAUAUAUAUCUCGACUAGCUUGAUUCAAAGGAUUAUAAUUUUUUGCAAUGGAUAGUGCCAUUAGCCUAUGAAUUGGUCGCUGACUCCAUAUUGUGGUUCGGCCAAGGUUAUUUUGGCCGAAUCAGAUUUUAAGCAGGUCCGACCAAAAAAUAACCUUGGCCGGACCAAAAAUAUGGAGUCAGCGACUAAUUCAUAGGCUAAUGGCACUAUCCAUGGCAAAAAAUCUAUAACUCUUUGGAGUCUGUUGGGUGCCGAAGUGUCUCCCUUAGGCAACAGCGAGAAAAUGACUGCUCCAUUUUAGCGAAGGUAGAAACUCCCUGCUUCUCAAAGAGAAGCCCAAUGAUUAAAAUUACAUUCUGGGCACCUCCAUUUUCAGCCACAGGAAAAUAGCCAAAACCUACUCAAAUGCACAUCUUCUGAUACUGCUGAUUAUCAGCUCAAAGUCGAUCCCAGUCCACCUUUGCCUUAAGGUCUGGAUUGUUGCAUCAAGUUGGUAGGUCGAAUUUGUCGUACUUUAAUUUAUCUUAAUUUAGGAACUAACACAUCUAUUCAUUCACCUCAGAGAUCUAUCACAUCAAGUCAAUAUGAUAUGUCUCCAAAAGCUAAUUCAACAACUUCAAAAAAUUUCUAUAUUACUGAGAACCGUCGUAGCAGAGCUCUUUCAGCAAUUUCAUAUAACGAUGCUGCAAUAGCGCCACGAGUUAAGUCUCCUAUUCCCUUAAAUAAACAAAUAGGAAGACCUGACUUUACAAAAGCUGCAUAUGAUGUUCAUCAAAAUCGUUUUGUCUCUUUUGAUAUGUCUCCUCCUAUUUUUACAAAAGUUCGCCAUUCGGCGACUCCUGAUAUUUCAAAAUACUCAGGGAGAGAUUUCAAUAAAAUAUAUGGUGCAGGUUUUUUUCUUUGAGGAAAAUAGUUCUGAUAUAAUUAUUUUUGGAAAAGAAAAUUUAAAAUAAUAAAAUGCUGUUAAUUAUGUAACCCAGUAUAUGGAGAUUUAUCAGAGCAGCCUUCAUAUGAUCCUAACUAUGAAUUAGUAUGGAGAAAAACGUCAAAAGGAAUUCCUUUUAACAAAAUUCUUGGCAGAAAAACUAAUCAUCAAAUCACUAUGAGUGAUUUUACAGCAGAUUUCAUUAACUAUUCAAGGGUUGACCCUAAGGUUCAAAGUCCAGUUCUUGAUCGAAAUCCAUCACGACCUUGUGAUACAGUUUUACCUGCAUUUAUGCUAAAUCGUGCUGACCGAAACGGACUGAAAAUUAUGACAAUAAAGACAUUGAAUAUGAAUAACUACAGAGAUCGUGAGCUAAGGCCAUUGACUUCCAGUUUUGGAAGUGGGUGAACUCCAGCUCCACCUAAAAGUUCAGGCCACAGAGGAAGAUCUCCAAAAAUUGUAAAAAUGCUUGCGAAAAAGCUAAGGCAGGAAAAAAUAAUUUAUCAAAAAUUUUCAGAAAAGGAUAGCGAUGGUGGGAAAUCUGAAAAACCAGCAAAGCUGAGCUAUAGUAUGAGAUAA